Messenger RNA from Durio zibethinus, 1131 nucleotides. NCBI's taxonomy places the organism in Eukaryota, Viridiplantae, Streptophyta, Magnoliopsida, Malvales, Malvaceae. The record is from RefSeq and is a predicted model, not a curated record.
AAGCUAAAGGAACCAUAAUAAAUAUAUUAAAAAUAAAUAAAUAAAAUGGAAAACCUAACCAACGGUGUUGAUAAACCGCAUUCUCGCAUCUGAGUGUCUCCUUUUUCCUUUCUUCUCCAGCGUCCGAUCCCCUCUCUUUCUUCCUCUCGUAAUCCAAUCUCCCUCUCUCCCGCCUUUUUCUUUUUCUUUUUCUUUUUAUCAUUUCAUUUUUCCCACCGAGGGUUUUCGCUAUGGCGGAGGCACCGGCUCCUGCGAGUCCCGGCGGCGGAAGUCACGAGAGCGGCGAGCAGAGCCCGAGGUCCAAUGUGCGAGAACAGGACAGGUAUCUUCCUAUCGCUAACAUUAGCCGUAUCAUGAAGAAGGCUCUUCCUGCCAACGGCAAGAUCGCUAAAGAUGCUAAAGAGACCGUACAAGAGUGCCUCUCGGAGUUCAUCAGCUUCAUCACUAGCGAAGCCAGCGACAAGUGCCAGAAGGAGAAGAGGAAGACAAUUAACGGGGAUGAUCUGCUCUGGGCUAUGGCAACUUUAGGGUUUGAAGAUUACAUCGAUCCACUAAAGACUUACCUUACCAGAUAUAGGGAGAUGGAGGGUGAUACCAAGGGCUUAGCUAAAGGAGGAGAUAUAUCUGCUAGGAAAGAUGUCCAACCAAGCCCAAAUGCCCAGCUUGCUCAUCAGGGGUCAUUCUCACGAGGUGUUAAUUAUGGGAAUUCUCAAUCACAGGCCCAUCCGAUGGUUCCGAUGCAAGGCACCGAGUAAGAGAUUCAUCCUUCUUCAGCCAAUUCCAUCAUCCAAAUCCCAUUAAAUAUCAUGGUUCAAUGCUGCAACAAAUAGUAACAAAAUGACGGUGACAUUUGGGAUGGUUGGCAUCCUCUUAUCCUGUAAGCUGUUAUUUUCUAGUAAUGUUUGUAUGUCAGUUGUUCUUUGAAAUAGAUUCACUUUUCAAAGAAUUGUGUAAAUCUUGGGAGGAUUGUAAAUUUGAGCUCUUGGGGAGGACAACAUAAUAUUCUGGUAUGACAUUGUUUAGGAAACUUCAUAUGCUUCUGAUCAUCCUAUUUUUAUGUGACUCUGAACAAUGUAAGGUCCAAUGGACAAGAUUAUUUAUUUGAUUGUUGAUUUCAACUGUCAGUUAAUU